AUGCAGUCAGCUUACAUAGGUCUAGUUGCCGACGCGAUGGCUUCUCGCUCGUUAAAGCCCGUCGCAAUGCCGCCGCCACCCAUCAUCCUAGUAACAGACCACUCCACAACACCCCCAACAGCCACACGCUACACAUUCGACCGCAACGACAUCGACUUCUCCCUCGCCUACAGAAGAAUCAAAUCCCUUCUCACCCACCCACCAUGCCCGCACCACCCCCAAUACCUCUGGCCCUGCGACGCCUGCGAGUCCGCCUUCACCGCAAAAUACUGGACAUGCGCCGCCACGCUCCUCGACUACUUCGCGGACUUCCACUCCAUCGACACGCCCCUCAUGCAAUCGAUAUGGUUCUAUCUCCUCGACAUCUGGCAGGAAAGUGCGCAUAUCCUCCCCUACGAAACCGUACUUGAUGAGACCAUCGAACACAGUGUCGCACUCAUUGGCAGGGCGCGCGCCAGAGACUUUGAAAAAGCAGUUCGCGAUACCAUUACUUUGUUCGAAGUCACGGUUUGGGGUCGUAGAACAGAGGCGGAUUCCUGGGACCAAGUUAUCUAUGACCCGAGGGGUGAGGCUAUGUGUCCCGUGGGAGAGUACGACACCGGUCCCUGGGCUAGUGGGGUGAAGCCCUGGAACCAGUUUCUGGGAGAGGGAGGAAUGGGUGUUGCGGCGCCGUGGUCUGCUGCUGCUUCGACUUCAACUUCACAAGACAAUACAAACGGAGACAGAGAUGGAGAUGGAGGUAGGGAUGGGGAACAUGAGAAGACAAUAACCCGCUACAUCCCCCACCCCGCCAUCGCCCUAAUAGAAGGCCACACCGCACGCUCCCGCCUCCUCGCCAAUUCCUUCUACACAAAGCAGAAGCUCACUCCACCCCAAUACAACGCCGCCCUCGCAGACUGGGAAGCACACACCGUCGUCCUGCCUUCCAAGCGCAGUCAACCCCACACGUACACUUCGCGUUUCACGGGCCGCGAAACUACAUACACGUUAUCCAAUGGCGCGCCGCCGAUUAUGCGCUACGAGGGGCUCGGCGACCCCCAAUUAGAACUUGCGGUUCCGGAUGGAGAUUGGAAUCUGAUGGAUGAGUGUGUGGCUAGUUGUAGGGGGGUUACGGCGUAUGUCGGUGUUAGUGGCGGGGAUGAAGAUGAGGAGGAUGAGGAUAUGAUGGAUAGUGAGGAUGAGUUGGUGCCGUUUGAUUUGUGGACUGUGGUUGAGAAGGGGAUUGGAGGAGGAGGACGGGGCGAGGUGUUGGAUUUGGGAGGCACUGGAGGUAUGUUCGAGACUUGGUAUGCGGAGGAAUGA
Alternaria ventricosa is the source of this 1302-nucleotide messenger RNA. RefSeq lists its product as uncharacterized. The record is from RefSeq and is a predicted model, not a curated record. NCBI's taxonomy places the organism in Eukaryota, Fungi, Ascomycota, Dothideomycetes, Pleosporales, Pleosporaceae. The transcript has 2 exons. The coding region runs from base 1 to 1302 and encodes 433 amino acids.